Pterocles gutturalis (yellow-throated sandgrouse) is the source of this 1492-nucleotide messenger RNA. RefSeq names its product catenin, beta interacting protein 1 (gene CTNNBIP1). The transcript is spliced from 4 exons. Gene Ontology annotation, cellular component: cytosol; beta-catenin destruction complex; nucleus. Gene Ontology annotation, biological process: negative regulation of Wnt signaling pathway. The coding region runs from base 43 to 288 and encodes 81 amino acids. The record is from RefSeq and is a predicted model, not a curated record. Lineage: Eukaryota; Metazoa; Chordata; Aves; Pterocliformes; Pteroclidae. Gene Ontology annotation, molecular function: beta-catenin binding.
GAUCUUGUGUCUUCAGGAAAUCCAGGAGCUGGCAGGAGGGGAAUGAACCGUGAGGGUGUCCCCGGAAAGAGUCCGGAGGAGAUGUACAUUCAGCAGAAAGUGAGAGUCCUGCUCAUGCUGAGGAAGAUGGGAUCAAAUCUGACUGCUAGUGAAGAGGAGUUCUUGCGCACGUACGCGGGUGUAGUGAAUAGCCAGCUUAGCCAGCUCCCUCAACACUCCAUUGAUCAGGGUGCUGAGGACGUUGUGAUGGCAUUUUCCAGAUCAGAGACCGAAGACAGAAGACAGUAACGACCUGAUACCUGAACAACACAGAACUGGAGAGGACAGUGAGGUUCCUGAAGAUACAGGAGGAUGGCUGAGCAUUAUUAGGUUCCUUUGCCCACCCUAAUUGUUCCUUGGUAUUCCUUCUCCUUUGUAAUUUUGUUCCCCUUUGCCCAACCCUCAGAAUGCAUCUCACAGCCAUCGAUUCCUAUAAGUUUUUGCUGCUCAGCUGGGCUGUGUUAAUUAAGGACAAACCUAACGGUGUAUUUUCGAUUGGCUCAAAGGGACAGACUGGGAUUGGCUAAAGGAAGACAAUUUUUCAAACUUGACCAAUGACAACCUUUUAUCUCGCAUUUUAUUUUGUAUUUUAAAGAAAGUCUCUUGACAUCCUACUUCUAAAGAAGCUUUUCAUGCUGUGGUGCUUAUUUAGGUCAAACUUGUGAAUUUGAAGAGGGUUUGAUUUGGCUGCGUAGAACUGGAAGCAACUUGUGGUUGGUUGACAAUGCAAAUGCUUUCUCUUCGGUUGGCUUGCAGGUAUUUUGCUGACUUUGACAUUUUCAUUGCAGAAAGCUGAUGUUUUGGUGCAUUGGUUAUUUCUUUAUACUUAACUGACUUGGGGGAAAAGACAAAUGUGCUUUGCGAUAUUUAUUACAUCAACACACAUAUAAGUGCUUGCUUUUUUUUGUUGUUUUUGGUUUUUUGAUCGGCUUUGAAUCAUGUUUUUGAUUUCCUAUUGGCUGCAGUGUUUCUGAUGCAAUCAGUUUUUCCAUUCUCAUCUGCUCUGUGGCCUCGAGCUCUUUUGGGAGCAUGUGUCGAAAGCAUAUUUAGUCCAGUAAGCCUACCUGUAGGAGCUGUAGAUAUUUUGCAGGAAUUGCAACAAUGAGAUCUAUGGCUGUGACGUGAAUUUGCCAAAUUUGUAUAGAGAAUAUGUGAACGUGUUUAAAAUACUACAUAUAGUUCCACUUUAACCCUUUAAUUGCUGCACAAGGCUAGCUCUCACAUAAGGAAAAAUUAAUGAUCGUUAACUUAAAUCCAACUUGCACUGGGCUUUAAUAAACUAAGUUUCUAGUCUCUUGAAAAAUUGUAUGUGGUUUGGCUCCUUGCAACUGUUUGGUGACAUGGAAAUUAUCUGGAUCCGAAGAUAAUACCAUUUUCUUUAGGCACUGUUCCAAGAGGCAGUAGCACAGCGUUAAGCUGUCCAGGAGUGAGUGGAGAGGUGACACUCUGGGGU